AGCAAAACAUAAACAACUUGGCAGUGACAGUCCAGUGACAGUGUCUUUAUUUACUGACAAAUAAAAAUGGACGAGGAGAAUAAAGUGAAUUUUGAAAGUGUAGAAAAUGAGGCAAAAUCUUCCCCAACUUUUACACCACAUUCGGCAAAAUCGUCCGAAAGAGAGGAAACUAAUGUCUUGCACCCUGACAACCCCCUUUUGGAAAAAUUUCAAAAAGCGCUCAAGGAGCACUUAUUGCGUCAAAUAAAUCACCUCAAAAACGACAUUUUCGAAUACGAUUGUGGGACGAAAAAAAACAAUGCUAGACGUGAAGAACUGGGGAUUAUGGUUUACGAACAACAACAAAUUUUGGAAAAACAACAAAAAACCCUAGAUUUGUACAUUUCUAAAGUGCAAACUGCGACAGCAGCCUGCGAAGAAAUGCAAAACCUAGUCAAAGAAAAAAAAGAACUGUUUAAAAAACAAAGAGACAAAGUUUACGAAGCCGAGGCUAAAGAACUCGAAUUGCGAAACGAAAUCGAGGCAACAAAUCUUCUAGUUCACCAAAUCAGCGAAUGGGAGGAGAACUUGGAGUCAGACUUGACGGUAAAAAAGCGCGUUUUUGAGAAAAGCCGCAAGGAAAAGCUCAAACUCCUCGAAGACAAACGCACUCAAGACGUCCUCAUUUACAAACUAAUGACCAGGAUCUGGUUUCUCGAACGCGAACUGGACAGAAUGGACGUGCAAAUGAAGGUGAAAGAGGCGGAAAGGGAGGAUUUGGCCCAAACUGUGGCCCUCGGGAACACAAACAUCGAAGCAAUGGAAGCGGAAUACCGCUGUCUAAUGCACUCCUGGAACUCUGUCGUUAUCGCAAUCGGAAAUCGCGAUAAAGUCCUCUCGUGUCUCAACAAAGAACUGUCCAAGUCCGAGGAACACUUCAAAAGCGUGGUUUCCGAAAUCGAACAAGUCAAAAAACUCUCCCAGAAGGAAAUGCGUCGCAAUGAGGAGUUCACAAUGUUGAAGAACCGCUUCCUGGCCGAUGUCCAGGUGUGCAAAGCGGCUCUGGACGUCGAAAUCGAGAAAAAAACCACCCUGGAACAACGCAUGUUCGAAAUGCAACGCAUUAUUGAACAAACCGAGGCCGAUAUUCAACGCAUAACGGACGAAGCGCACGAAACACACACCAUACUUUCGGGGCUGACGCGCGAACACGAACAACUCGACACGCAAAAAGGCGAACUCGAGGAGCAAAUAAUGCGAGCUUUGGAGGAACAAGUCACUAAUAAUAAAAUGCUGAUGACGCUACAACGCGCAUUGACACAAUUCAAAAUCAAAAAUCGGGAAAUUGAAAUACAAGUCGCCACGAUUGAGAAUAAAAUCGCAUCGGUGAUGAGCGAAAUGGAAGCGCAGAAAUUUGCAAAUUUUGAGGGACAACGGUAUUUGAAGGAGUUGGAAGAGCAGUUGAAGGAGUUGGGAAUGGAGGCGGACCGCUACCAGGACGAGAUGAAACAUAUUGAGCUUAAGAUUGCAAAGAAACAGCGGGAAGUUGAUUUGUUGAAUAACAAGUAUUUGAAAAUGGUGGAUAAGUCGGGCGGGACGUUUGUCUCGCCCCUUGAAAUGAAAAUAACAACACUGGAGAAAAAUAUCGAGGAGAUACAAGAGUACAACAAGAAAUUGCAAUUGUAUUGGCUGCGGGAACAGUCCAACUUGAUUAAAAUCUCGGAAGAACGGCAGGAACAAAUCCACAAUAAUAAUCUCAUGUGUAAACAGAUUUUGAUCCUGGAGCAGAAGAAUUUGAGGGUUUCGGACGAGCUUGAAGCUUGUCGCAAGUUACAAGAUAAAGUCGUUCGCAGUAUAAAUAAUCUCCACAGUCAAUUGACCGUCAUGGGUGAUAAUUUCGUCAAGACUAAGGGUUUGAAGAUAAAUAUGGAUAAAGAUAACGAAGUGUUGCGUCAGGAUUAUAUCUACAAGCUUAAGGAUGCCGAGCUUGAAUGCCUCAAAUUGGAGGAUGAGAUUACGCAAAUUGAGGAGGAUAAGGUGAAUUUGAGUAAUGAAUUGAUUGCAAUGAAUCGUGAAACUCUCGAAUGGGAGAAGAAGUUUUUGGGGGCGAAGGAAACGAAGAAUACGAUGAUUGAGGAAAGGGGGCAGGAAGGGGAGGUUGGGACGAUGAAAGCGGAGAUACAUCGCAUGAAUGUGCGCUAUAGCCAAUUGAAGAAGGUCCAGGAUGUCUUGGUCCAAGACUUGGAGCACUGCGUUUCGCGAAGAGACGCAAUGAUGACAGCUGCGGAAGCACGCGAAAAACGCGUAAAAGGCGGAAUGGAAAAAACUCGUAUUAAUUUCAACCGCAAAAUGGACGACAUGCGAAACAAAUCGAAACAAAUGGAAAAUCAAAUUGCGGAAAUGGCCAAAAAAACCGAACACAUGGCCAAAGAAAUUGAGCAAAUCCGGGCCGAAAUCGCCGAAAUGUCGCGCGAGAUUGAGACGACAAACGAGCAUUGUGUCGAAAUUCGCGAAAAUGUUGAAGAGGCCUUGACGAAACGGCAAAUGAACUUCGAGUUGUUGCUCCAAGUGCAGAAAAAACUCAACACUUAUAAUGACCUGGCCAAGGGGCGCAAGCCCCACUUGGUGCACCGCUCGGAAAGCGCCUUGUCCUCGGCCUACUCUAGGGAAAUUUCCACCAAUUCUAAACUAUGCAAGAUUGUGGAAAACCUCCAGUCGGACUUUCCCAACCAUGGGCACGAGCUGGUCCGCAUUUGUAACACGCUGAAACUGCCCGUUUAUGUGUACUUCCAAUAAAUGAUUCGAUUUU
This is a messenger RNA of Tribolium castaneum (red flour beetle), 2788 nucleotides long. RefSeq names its product coiled-coil domain-containing protein 40 (gene l(2)41Ab). NCBI's taxonomy places the organism in Eukaryota, Metazoa, Arthropoda, Insecta, Coleoptera, Tenebrionidae. Gene Ontology annotation, biological process: axoneme assembly. The record is from RefSeq and is a predicted model, not a curated record. The transcript has 7 exons. The coding region runs from base 67 to 2775 and encodes 902 amino acids. Gene Ontology annotation, cellular component: cytoplasm.